UCUCCUGGCCUCCGUAUAGGCAGGAAGGCAUGAUUCCGUCGCACUGGCAUCCCUGAAAACGCUGGCGUUGAUUGGGCAAUACAAAUGUCUAGUCAUUCGGUGAGUCCCCAGUGCUCUCACUGACACUCGCACUGUAGUUCAAUGGAGGAACGGCCCAACGAAGGGACGCUCGGGAGAUAUUCUAAUCAUGGAGAAGCGGAAAGCAACCCUGAUCGAUUGAACAAAUUGGUGAAUAAUGAUCAGUGCCACUGCCAGCACCAGGACGAGGAAACGUCGACGAAGAAAACUGGUUAUGGAAAAGUAAACGGAGUCAUUAGGGAGGGAGAGGAGAUUGCCACUGCCUUGAAUCCAGACAGCAUCCAUAUACACAGUGGCCAUGACGACAGACGCCCCUUAGAGCACCCCCUGAAAUCCAGACCUUCCUCAAAGACGGCUGCUUUCCACGGGGCAGUGGAACGUAGAGGAGGAGAAGGAGGUAGCAGUGGUGACACUAAAAGCAACAUGGACUGCCCGAAUGACCGCCCACCUGACCUUAAGACACUGGAGGGUAAGAAGGAGGCUCUAGUGUCACUCAACGGCAUUGUGGCCUCUGGUGCCAGUUCUAGCCCACUUUCCAAUGGUUAUCCUGGGAAGCCAGGGACACUGACGGACAACGACGGCAGCGGAUCUGAGAACGGCUACACUACACCUAAGAAGCGUCGGAACGGUCAGCGCAGUGCGAAAGCUGCGGCUGGGGACAUUGUGAUUGUGGCGCAGACGGCAAAGGCCAUGCAUUCAGCGCCCGCAGGCAAGCAGCAGCCGGAGCCGCCUCCAUCUGCCGAGCCUGCCGACAAACACCCAUCCUCGGGGGUGCACGGCAACGGCAGGAUUCGAGAAGCACCAGUCGCCCCCUCCGCUCCUGCCCUUCCCCCAGGCGAGUUUCCGCGGAAGAACUCGGAAGGCAAGGCGGCUGGUAAAAAAUUUGAGGAGCGACCCGUCAAAGCCAAGGCGGCCACGGCUGCCGCUUCUGCUGCGGCUAAAGACGACUCGUGGACACUGUUCAAGCCACCGCCCGUCUUUCCCGUGGACAACAGCAGCGCUAAGAUAGUGCCUAAGAUUAGUUAUGCAAGCAAAGUGAAGGAGAACCUCAACAGGGCUACGGCCCAAGCAUGUUCUGCAGCUGAAAGGGACCCACUCCUUCUGCCUGCCGCCCCGCAGAUGCCAGGCAAACUCUCGCAGGUGCCCAUGUCUGCUGUGAAGACCAUCACCUCGACCAGCUUUACCAAUGGGCCUCUACCCUCAGCAGAGGGCGGCAACAAUGGCUGCCCCUUGCCUGGUGCUCCCUUUAACACCCCAGCUGCUUCUGGUACUGCGUCCAUGCUGGUCUCCCCCAUCCAGGGAGGUGAGAAUGUAGCAUCCCCCCUGUCCUCGUCUGCCAUCCCCGGCAUGGGCGGCACGCCUGUGGUGGCGGAGCCCCGGAAGCCCAGCCUGUUUGUUUACCCGCAUGCGGCCGGACCCCUGUCUAAUAUGCAACUGUCGCUCCCCAGCGGCCGCCAAGCUGACCCGCCGCCCCCAUCCUCCUCUCUCCUCCGUUGCGGCAGGGUCUGCAUCUAACCCGGCCUCCACUGCGCCGGCUCACCAGAAGUCACUGGGGGAGAUCUUUCAGAACCAGUGGGGCUGUCUUUCAUCAACGAGCCCAGCGCUGGACCUGACAGCGGGAGCAGCACUGGUGGUGGGGACGCCGUCAUCCGGACAGAGGGUAGGGCAGGCCACGGUGGUGACCUU
Messenger RNA from Sardina pilchardus (European sardine), 1764 nucleotides. It is a transcript of the gene nufip2, whose product is annotated as nuclear FMR1 interacting protein 2. The record is from RefSeq and is a predicted model, not a curated record. Bases 142 to 1593 code for a protein of 483 amino acids. The transcript is spliced from 2 exons. Gene Ontology annotation, molecular function: RNA binding. Lineage: Eukaryota; Metazoa; Chordata; Actinopteri; Clupeiformes; Clupeidae. Gene Ontology annotation, cellular component: nucleoplasm; cytoplasmic stress granule.